AUGAGGUCAGGUGAAUCUAUGAAAGAGUUUAGUGAUCGGUUUACAAAUGUGGUGAAUGAGUUGUCUAGCCUUGGAAAGAAGUAUGACAACAAGGAAACCAUUGUCAAAGUAUGUAGAUCUCUUCCUAGUGCUUGGGACAUAAAAAUCAUGGUGAUGCGAGAAUCCAAUAGCCUCGGGCAAAUGAAAUUUCACGAUGUCUUUGAAGACUUGAAGCCAUACGAGUUCGAGAUGAGAUCUCGAAUCGAAGAUGAAGCCUCAACGUCAACUGCAACCAAAGCCUUGGUGACAUCCUUGGAGCCAACCGUUCCUGUACCGGUUCAAACCGCUGAACAGUUUACCGAGGAUGCGAUGGCUAUGCUUGCAAGAAAAUUUGGAAAUUUCAUAAAGAAGAAUCAACCAUUAAACAACUACAACUACAACUACGGUGAUAAAUCUAACAUUAGAUGUUUUAAUUGUAAUGCUUUAGGUCACUACAAGUCGGAGUGCAGAAAACCAAGAAGAGAUGACCGAAGACUGGAUGACCAAAGACCGGCUAACAACAACCAAAGGGGUGAACAUCUGCAAUUUGGUGAAAGCAAGGAAGUUCAUAAGGAAUUGAUAGCCGACGAUGGUGGGAGUUUGUGGGCUCAUACCGACUCGGAUAACGAUGACAAAGGAUUCACCUGCCUCAUGGCUAAGGAGGAAGAAGUAUUUGAUUUCUCUUGUGAAGAGUUUACUAAAGAAGAUUUGGUUACUGUACUCAAUGACAUAGUUGUUGAGUUCAAGAACCUGUCUUCUCUUUUACCAACCCGGCUGAAUGUCCAUAUCGAUAAACUGAGUAACUUCCAAACCGGCGGUAAAUCGGCUAACCGAAAAUCUUCCAACGAGUUGAAUCUCAACAAGAACAAGCUUCCAUUCAUAAUAUUUGUUAAGAGCAGUUCAACCGAUAAUGAGGCAGAUCAUGAUUCUAAAUUAGCUAAAGAAAUUAAAUAUAUUAAGAAGAACAAGCGGCUAGGAAACUCGGAAUGGUAUCUGGGCAGCGGUUGCUCUAGACACAUGACCGGAAACAGUAGGUUGUUAACCGAUAUUGUUCAGGAAGCCGAUGCAAUGAUCAUUUUCGGCGAUAACUCUAAAGGUAGAGCCGUGGGCAAGGCUACUCCUAAUUUGAUUAAACUGCUUAGAAGAUUGCAAAAUGAGAAAUCAAUACGCAUAAGUAAGAUUAGAACUGAUAGAGGAACCGCAUUUACAAAUAGUACAUUAAUUGCAUUUCUUGAGGAAUCCGGUAUUAGGCGAGUUGUUUAG
Impatiens glandulifera is the source of this 1281-nucleotide messenger RNA. RefSeq lists its product as uncharacterized. NCBI's taxonomy places the organism in Eukaryota, Viridiplantae, Streptophyta, Magnoliopsida, Ericales, Balsaminaceae. Bases 1 to 1281 code for a protein of 426 amino acids. Gene Ontology annotation, molecular function: zinc ion binding; nucleic acid binding. The transcript is spliced from 4 exons. The record is from RefSeq and is a predicted model, not a curated record.